Molecule: messenger RNA, 1999 nt
Organism: Lutzomyia longipalpis
Lineage: Eukaryota; Metazoa; Arthropoda; Insecta; Diptera; Psychodidae
Gene: Rrp1
Product: exodeoxyribonuclease
Exons: 5
Coding region: 308-1792 (494 amino acids)
Biological process (GO): base-excision repair
Cellular component (GO): nucleus
Molecular function (GO): endonuclease activity; DNA-(apurinic or apyrimidinic site) endonuclease activity; double-stranded DNA 3'-5' DNA exonuclease activity
Source: RefSeq, a predicted model, not a curated record
AAGGCGCCAAAGUUGUUGUCACGUUUUCAAAAAAGCUGUGACAGCUUUCCAAGCAAUUUUUCCGGGGAAGAACUCACGCCGCUGUUUUCACGCGACUUUCCGCCCUUGCAGCUACGAUUUGAGGUAUUUUGUGCACAGCUCCAUUUUCCCGAAUAUCCGGGCGUGCUUUCGUUGUGUUUUGUGGUGUGGAAAAUUCAUUUGAUUAAACUCCAGCAGGCGCCCUUUGUGCGUGAAAAACGCAUUUGUUUGGCAGAAAAUUCACGGACAUCUUUACUUUUUGGGAAAGAGUGAACAGUGACGCAUUCACAUGGCUCCACGGAAGAAGAAGGCUGAGACAGCUGAGGAGGGUGCACAAGCAGCUCCAGAGGCAGCCGUUGAGACGAAGAAGCGCGGGAAACGCGUUGCUGAGGGUGGUGUGACAAAGAAAGCUAGUCCGGCAAAGAAGGGGCGCACAAAGAAAGCUGCCGCGGCGGCAGGAAGCCCAAAGAAGAAGGGCCGUGGGGUGAAGAAGGUGGAGGAACCAGAGAGUAGCAGCCCCACAGGAUCGGCAGAAGUUGAAGAGAAUAAUGCAGCAGCAUCCCCAGUGCGAUCUCCGAAGAAGGCCACUCCGGCUAAGGCGAAGGCCACCCCAAAGAAACGUGGAGCAGCAAAGAAGGCCCCAAAGUCCCCAAAAUCUCCCGUAGCUAAUGGUGCCGGUGCCAAGACGGGACGAGGCAGGAAGAAGGCGACAGACGAUGAAGCCCCAAAGGCAACAGGACGAGGCAAGAGGGCCGCACCCGCCGAUGAUGAUGCAGAUGAAGCCACUUCACCACCCAAAGCUAAGAAGGGAAGGCAGGCCAAAGCAACAACAACAGCAGAAGUCGAAUCCAAGAGCCCAGCAAAGAGUCCAGCAAAGCGCGGCAGGAAGGCAAAAGCAGCCGCCAAGACGGGGGAGAACGGUGGGGCUGAAGUGGCGAAGAAGGAUGGCAAGCCGAGGGCUAAUAAAACUUCCACGGACUAUACGCAAAUUGACUUUGGGCAUAGCGCGGCGUUUAAGCUGAAGGUGGCCAGUUGGAAUGUUUCGGGGAUGCGGGCGUGGAUCGGAAAAGGGGGCAUGGAGUACAUUGAGCAUGAGAAGCCAGACAUCUUCUGUUUGCAGGAGAUAAAGUGCAAGAAUGACGAUAUGCCGCCUGAGGCACGCGUCAAGGGCUACCAUCCGUAUUGGCUCUGUCACAGUGGCUACGCUGGCGUUGCCGUCUACUCCAAAACAAUGCCAAUGAAUGUUACGUACGGCAUUGGGGAUGCUGAGCUGGAUGAAGAAGGCCGGGCCAUUACGGCGGAAUUUGAGAAGUUCUACCUUGUUUGCGUCUACGUGCCGAAUGCGGGGCGUGGUCUUGUAACGCUCCCAAAACGUCUUCGUUUCGACGAGAAAUUCCAGGCGUUUGUUAGCAGGCUUGAUCAGAACAAGCCUGUUAUCAUCUGCGGGGACAUGAAUGUGGCUCAUCAGGAAAUAGAUCUGGCAAAUCCCAAGACGAACAAGAAGAACGCCGGCUUCACACAGGAAGAACGAGACAGCUUGACCAAACUCUUCUGCCUCGGCUUUGUCGAUACAUUCCGUCAUUUGUACCCGAAGCAAGCCAAAGCCUACACCUUCUGGACGUACAUGAUGAACGCCAGAGCGAAGAAUGUAGGCUGGCGCCUUGACUACUUCAUUGUCUCUGAGCGUCUAGCUCCGGCAAUUGUGGAUAGUAUCAUGCGUUCACCAGUCAUGGGGAGCGAUCAUUGCCCCAUUGUUGGGCUCUUUAACAUCUAAAACUCCAUUAAACAUCUCAAAUUAAACCUUUUUUGAUAAUUUUUUAUUCAUUUCUUUUUUUUUAAUAUAAAAUUGUUUUUUUUUUGUACAAUCAGGAAAAUAAAAUGUAAUCAGUUCCUUCCGUGAGAUUCAAACUGUUGAUGUUCUCCUCAAAAGCACCAUCAGUGAGAUCCUGGAAUGAGAAUUUGGGGAGAAAGUUAAAUAAAA